This is a messenger RNA of Trichomycterus rosablanca, 3602 nucleotides long. RefSeq names its product sorting nexin-14-like. Lineage: Eukaryota; Metazoa; Chordata; Actinopteri; Siluriformes; Trichomycteridae. Gene Ontology annotation, cellular component: late endosome. Gene Ontology annotation, molecular function: phosphatidylinositol-3,5-bisphosphate binding. The transcript has 30 exons. Gene Ontology annotation, biological process: autophagosome maturation. The record is from RefSeq and is a predicted model, not a curated record. Bases 181 to 2994 code for a protein of 937 amino acids.
AGCAUCGAGUGCAUGGCGACCAGUUUAUAAAAUAAUAAUGCAAUGUCAUUAUUAAUGCAAUUUGUGUAGUAUAAACACUAAAUGCACUUUAUUAUUAUAAUUUUAAUAUAAUUAAAGAAAUUAUAUCAUACAUUUGUCAAAAUAAGUAAUUGACAGCCCUGCUUCUCGUUGGUUGCAAACAUGUCAGUUCUGGCUGUUUAUUUGCGGAGAACGAGGCAGAAACUGGUGUUAUGCAGAGAGGUGGGUCGCCAGUAUCCUGUCUUCUGCUUCCUGCUGGUCCUAUUGCUUCUGUCCACUGUCCUGCUGAACAGGUAUCUUCACAUUAUCAUAGUUUUCUGGUCAUUCCUAGCGGGAGUGGUUACCUUCUACUGCUCUUUAGGGCCAGAGACUCUACUUCCCAAUAUACUUAUAACAAUAAAACCAAAGAAAAAGCCAGACCAUCAGGAAUUGUUUCCUUUAGCUCAGAGCUGUGCUGUCUGUGGGAAAGUUAAAUGCAAAAGACACAGGCCAACACUGCUUCUUGAAAAUUAUCAACCAUGGAUAGAUCUAAAUGUGCACUCCAAAGUGGACACGUCUCUUUCAGAGAUUCUUGAGCUCGUUUUGGAAAACUUCAUAUAUCCCUGGUACAGGGAUUUAACAGAUGACGAAGCAUUUGUGGAUGAACUCAGAGUGACUUUGCGCUAUGCAGUAGCUGUGUUGGUCCGCCGUGCACAGAGAGUUAAUAUUCCAUCUUUAAUCACACUCAAACUGCUUAAAGUUGCCAUGAAACACAUUGAAAUUAUUGCUAAAGCAAGACAAAAAGUGAAAAGUUCAGAGCAUUUGCAGCAGGCGGCAUUAGAUGAGUUUGGUCCUGAUCUGCAUAUGGCUUUACGCAGCAGGAGGGAUGAGCUGCUUUACCUGCGCAAGCUCACUGAGAUGCUCUUCCCUUAUAUUUUGCCUCCAAAAGCUACUGACUGCAGAUCUCUCACUCUUCUGAUAAGAGAGGUUCUUGCUGGCUCUGUUUUCCUUCCCUCCAUGGAUUACUUGGCUGAUCCUGAUACCGUGAAUCACCUGCUGCUUAUUUUCAUCGACAACUCACCACCAGAAGCUGCUACAGAACCUGCAUCUGCAUUUGUCCCGUUCCUGCAGAAGUAUGCAGAUGUACGCAACAAUAAGUCCUCAGUGUUAAAGCUAGAACUUAAGGAAAUACGAGAGCAGCAGGACCUACUUUUUCGCUUCAUGAACUUUCUUAAGCAAGAGGGAGCUGUUCAUGUCCUCCAAUUCUGCCUGACUGUGGAAGAGUUCAACGAUAAGAUUCUUCGUCCAGAACUUUCAGAUGCUGAAAAGCUAAUGCUACAUGAAGAGGUUAUAAAGAUAUAUGACACAUACUGCCUCGAUGAAAGCGUGGACAAAAUUCGCUUUGACCCCUUUAUUGUUGAGGAGAUCAAAAACAUUGCAGAGGGUUCGUAUGCUGACGUUGUGAAACUGCAGACUAUGCGGUGUCUAUUUGAGGCCUAUGAGCAUGUUCUCUCACUGCUGGAGAAUGUCUUUACCCCCAUGUUUUGCCACAGUGAUGAGUAUUUUAGACAGCUUCUGAGAGGAGCUGAGUCCCCAACCAGGAAUUCUAGACUUGGCAGAAAUAGCGUCAGUUUGGAUGACAUCCGGAACACAUCAAAGCGAGGAGAAUCCUUUGGUAUUAGUCGCAUCGGCAAUAAGAUUAAGGGGGUUUUCAAGAGUACCACCAUGGAAGGGGCCAUGUUGCCUUCCUAUGGACUGGCAGAGGGAGAGGAUGACAUGGUGGAGGAGGCGAUCAUGGUUAUGGAGGAUGACUUGCCGUUAGAGGCCAUUAGUACACCGAAUACGCCUCGUGACCUGACUGCCUGGAGCAUCACUAUUCCCUAUGUGGACUUGUUUGAUGAUGAGGUCAAGAAGGAGAGGAUUCCAGUGUACUGCAUAGAUGUGGAGAGGAAUGACAGGAGAGCAGUGGGUCAUGAGCCAGAACAUUGGUCUGUGUACAGAAGAUACCUAGAAUUUUAUGUUCUAGAGUCUAAACUCACAGAGUUUCAUGGCUCAUUUCCUGAUGCACAGCUUCCUUCCAAGAGGAUAAUUGGACCUAAAAACUAUGAGUUUUUAACAUCAAAGCGUGAGGAAUUUCAGGAAUACCUGCAGAAACUUCUGCAACAUCCUGAGCUGAGUAACAGCCAGCUGCUGGCGGACUUCCUCUCCCCUCACAGUGUGGGGUCUCAGUUUCUCGACAAGAUGUUACCUGAUGUCAAUCUUGGGAAGAUUAUCAAAUCUGUGCCUAGCAAACUAAUCAAAGAGAGAGGACAGCACCUAGAGCCGUUCAUUCAGGCAUUCUUUAAUUCCUGUGAGUCUCCGAAGCCCAAGCCCAGCCGACCUGAACUCACGAUACUCAGUCCUACAUCUGAGAAUGACAAAAAGCUCUUUAAUGACCUGUACAGAAACAAUGCAAAUCGAUCUGAGGCUACAGAGAAGAGGCACAACCAAAACUACUUUAUGGAGAUGAUCACUGUGGAAGGAAUUUAUGAUUAUUUAAUGUUUCUAGGACGUGUGGUGUUUCAUAUACCUGACUGGUUACAUCACCUUUUAAUGGGUGGACGAAUUCUAUUUAAAAAUACUCUGGAAGCCUAUACUGACUGCUACCUGCAAAACAAACUAGACCAGCUGUUUCAGGAGCACCGCGUGGUUUCACUCAUCACUCUGCUCAGAGAUGCUGUUUUUUGUGAGAACAGUGAACCUCGCCCUAAUGAAGACAAGCAAAAAAGGGCCAAGAAGACAUUUGAGGAAAUGAAAAACUACAUUCCAGAUAUUCUUGGUAAAUGUAUUGGAGAGGAAGCAAAGUAUGAGGGAAUAAAGCUUCUUUUUGAUGGACUUCAGCAGCCAAUUCUCAAUAAGCAGUUGACAUAUAUCCUGCUCGAUAUAGUCAUUCUGGAGCUUUUCCCUGAGUUAAACAAAGUACAGAGAGAAACUUCUGUCACAGCUCCAUGGAUGUAGAAAAACUAUCAAGGAUGUUUUCUGCUCGUGCAGCAUCCUGCAUUAAUGUCAAACAAACCACAAAGACGUGUGUAUAUGUAUUUCGCACAAACCUAAUGCACUGUUUACUGGUAUGUUUACACAAGCAUGAAGUUUUUUUAAUUUAUUGCUGUUGUAGGGUGACUAUACUGGCUGAACAUGCUUGCAUUUAUUGUCUGUUUAUUAGGAUUUUAACAUCAUGUUUUACAUUUUACUUUGGUUACAUUCAUGACAGAAACGGUAGUUACUCUUUACACAAGGUUCAUCAGUUCACAAGGUUAUAUCGAACACAGUCUUGGAAAAUUUUGUAUCUCCAAUUCACCUCACUUGCAUUUCUUUGAACUGAGGGAGGAAACCGGAGCAGCCGGAGUAAACCCACACAGACACAGGGAGAACAAGCAAACUCCACACAGAAAGGACCCAGACCGCCCCACCUGGGGAUCGAACACAGGAACUUCUUGCUGUGAGGCAACAGUGCUGCCCACUUAGCCACCGUGCCACCCAUGCAUUUAUUGUCUUUUUUUUUUUCAUCAAUCUGCUCUCUUGUCACUAAAAUUAAAAACCUGAACAUUCAAGCUAAAAGCUUUAAA